Messenger RNA from Cololabis saira (Pacific saury), 2288 nucleotides. RefSeq names its product BCL2 associated athanogene 1 (gene bag1). NCBI's taxonomy places the organism in Eukaryota, Metazoa, Chordata, Actinopteri, Beloniformes, Belonidae. Gene Ontology annotation, cellular component: cytoplasm; membrane; nucleus. The transcript has 7 exons. Gene Ontology annotation, molecular function: adenyl-nucleotide exchange factor activity; protein-folding chaperone binding. Gene Ontology annotation, biological process: protein stabilization. The record is from RefSeq and is a predicted model, not a curated record. The coding region runs from base 84 to 707 and encodes 207 amino acids.
CCGGAAGUAGUUAUCCAUGAGCAGCAGUUAGCUGUGCUGGUGUGUUAUGGUUCAGGAAUAGCGGUAAAACACUCACAAAGAAAAUGUCAGCACAAACGAUAACUGUGACGGUCGCAUACGGCUCAGUCAAGCACAGCAUCACAGUAACAAGCCAGGAUGAUGGGAAGAGCCCCACUGUUAAAGACCUGUCAGAUGCUCUCUGUCAAGCUACCGGUGUUCCUCCCACGUCACAGAAACUCAUAUUUAAAGGAAAGUCGCUUAAGGACAUGGAGGAGAAUCUCUCCAUCUAUGGAAUAAAAGAAGGAUGCAAACUCAUGAUGAUUGGCAAGCGUAACAGUCCAGAGGAAGAAGCUGAACUCAAGAAGCUGAAAGAAAUUGAAAAAUCAUUGGAGCAGACGGCUAAAAAGCUGGAGAUGGUAGACGGAGAGUUAACGGGACUGAAAAAUGGUUUCCUAGCGAAAGAUCUCCAGGCAGAGGCAUUGAGUAAACUGGACCAUAGAGUGAAAGUAGCAGCUGAGCAGUUCAUGAAGAUCCUGGAGCAGAUAGAUGCCAUGAAUAUCCCAGAAAACUUUAAUGACUGCAGGAUGAAGAAAAAGGGACUCGUAAAGACUGUGCAGGAUUUCCUUGCCCAGUGCGACAGAAUCGAAGCUUGUAUAUCAGACCAUCUAUCAAAGAUCCAGUCAAAAAACCUGGCUCUGGCAGAAUAGUCAAGUCUCCUAUACUGUGUUGCUCUGUGAGCAAUAGCAAAGUAUAAAGAGGGCUUCAGAUGUGAAGCCUUAAAGUCUGUAUUUAUUGAUGGUGUUGUGUAGAGGAGGAUCUUAGGAAAUGAAAGACCUACUUGGACUGAUGCUGGGCUCAACACAACAGUUUCCUGUGUCAAAGACAAACAGUUUGAUUCACAGUCCGGCAUAAAUGUGCAAACACUCAAUGUGGAUCAAUGUCCUUGGACUUGACAUAUGCCAUCAAAAUAUUCAAAAAUUAAUGCAAAUGUCAAACAAAGGUUUCUUCUCUGGUGUGACACACUAUUUAUCCUUAUUAUGUUUUGUUAUGCAGUUUAUAUGAACAUGGAAAACCCAACUUCAUUACCAAGGUUGGUUUUUAAAACAAUAAAGAAAAAGGUGUAAAAGCAAAUUACAUUAUUAUAGUAAUGAUUGUUAUUUCUCUGUGUACUGUGCUCUUACAUGAAUCACAACUUUCUAUAUUAUGAAAAUAAUUAAACAUAAUUUUAAAUAUUGCAGCCCCAAGAGUUGUGGGACAGUAGUGUAUCCUCUAUUCUCAUAAUAGAUUACCCAGGGUUUCUGCGCUAAAGGAGAUAAAAGACGCACAGAAUAUAAUUUCCAUUGAGAAAAUGUGUCCUGUACUUCAAUGUCAUUUUUACUCAUGAAGUUUAUGGAGCAAGUCACUACCAGACCAAACGUUUCUGUGCAGGCCAGCAUAAACCAGGGAGGUAGAUGUAACAAUUAAACACAGUGACAUCUUUAAAGCAAAGCAAAGCUUUAAAGAUGUCACUGUUUUUAAUUGAUUUUGUUUGUUAGCACAGCAAUGAAGGGACUUAUUUUAAGUAAAUAUCUUGUUUGCUUCAUACAGGAACUGAAGCACUACUUCAUGUUUGUUUACUUGCUGUAUUUUCACCCUCUGUAUUCUUCAUGAUAGCAGAAGGAAAAUAUGUCAAGCAUUUCUUUUGCUAUAACUGUCAUUUAUAGGCAAAUAUUGAAUACAUUCGAAUGAUUGAUAAAUUAUCUCUUCUCAACCUAGCACAUACCAGAAUAAUAGUCCAGUGGAAGAAACUGCAUGACAAAAAAAAGGGAUUUCUAUCCUCCAGUCUAAGCCCAUAUAAUGUGUUACUCUACAAUUAAAAAAUCUUCAACAAAAGACCAAUAGUUUUUGUUGAAUAUAAUGUCUGAUCCUGUGUAAUCGUGUCUUUGAAACUACAGUGAAAUGUGAAAUUGUAGUUGCCUGAAAAAUACACUUAUACUGAUAAAUCCAUUACUUUUUGAUUUUAAAAUAAACUUUUUUUUUUUGGAAAAAAAAAAACAACAAUUAACUGGUGAUUCAUGAAAGAAAAUGUUCCAAAAUUUGUAACUUUCCUUCAAAAUACAACUGAUUCAUUCACAGUAAAACAUCUUGUAUCAGUUUAUUUCCAGCUUUAUCCAUAAUGGUCUUUUCAUACAUCUCUACAAGCUUAACACAGACCCUGAAGUGUUGUCACGGAUGUGCAAAUGAGCUUUGAAAAUGAGGGUUUGGAGAGGGGAGUGGGGGGGGACCCAGAGGUCCAGAGAGCAGCUUAA